Striga asiatica is the source of this 1007-nucleotide messenger RNA. Lineage: Eukaryota; Viridiplantae; Streptophyta; Magnoliopsida; Lamiales; Orobanchaceae. The record is from the annotation of a GenBank genome assembly.
AAAAGUAACUUUGUAGACGAAUUAGAAAAAAAUCUAUGCGUCUACAGACAAUUUGCAUCGUUCAUCCACCAAGUCGCCGACCGCCGUCUCCUCAAUCUCCGCCAGCUCUCUGUCUCUCUCAAAUCCUCUUUCGACCACCGCUAAUUUCCUCGCGCCUCCGGUUUUUCUCUGAAGUGCAUUCAGCGGAAGAUUAUUAGAGUUCUUCCUAUUGAACCAGUCUUGAAUUUAUUUCGGGACAUUGCUGAGACACCGUUUCAUUUGACUGAAGAUUUUGGAAGAUUAUGGAUACCGAGAUGAAAUUUAUAUAUCACGAGAGGCAAAAAUUACAAUUCUGCUUAUUGCACUCCCUAAACAAUCUAUACCAGGAGAAAGACGCGUUUACCCGCGCCAAUCUAAAUGCCGUAGCUGAAAAACUUGACUUGGAGGACCCGAACAAGUCUGCCCGUACGCCAUUGUCUGUUGUCUUCAGGUCCCACCACAACGUGUUCACAGGGAAUUACGACAUUAAUGUCUUGAUAGCUGCACUCAAAGAGAGGGGCAAAAUGGUAACUUGGCACGACCGGCGUUGUGGGGCAUCCUCGAUUGAUCUCGACCAACCAGAGGAUAAAUUGUUCGGCAUCAUAGUUAAUGUCCCGGUGAGAAGGUAUGGCGGCCUAUGGAGAAGUCGGCACUGGAUUGCAUUGAGGAAAAUCGAGCGGAUUUGGUACAAUUUGGAUAGUGACUUUCCCACACCGUAUGCUUUUAGAAACACGGAUGAAAUACGGGAGUUUUUGGAUGGCGUAAUAUCGAGCGGUGGUGAGGUUUUUCUUGUCAAGAAUAUGGAAGAAGAAUGAGGCUGAGUUUGGGUACAUAUUACAUGAUGUUUUGUUGUUUGGUUUGGAUGGAUAAUUUGUAUGUAGUUGUUUUUGAUGAAUGCUUUUUUAACUGGGAAAUGAAUUUAUAAAGAUGUGACUCAAGUGAUCAUAUUCAUCCCCAUUGAAUGCCCAAAGGUUUCCAACUACGUCUCA